GUCAAUGUUGAGCAGCAUCUUUUUUUAGAAAAUAGAAUUAAAAAAAAAGAUUAAAAAGUGGUGGAGAGAAAGAAGCGUAUAGAUAAUACAUAGUUUGAAAUAUAAAAAAAAGAAUAUUUUAGCGUUAAGACAUUUAAAAAAAUUUAAUUUAAAUGUGAACUUUAUAAUUAAAAAAACUUUUCAAUACAUAAAUAAUUUGUGAAAUUUUUCUUUACAAGAAAACUAUUAAAAACUUAUUAGAAUUUACAUAAAAAAAGUGAAAAAAGUUCUGAAGGUUUUUCGAACAAAAACGAAAAAAAUCUAAUUAGCUCCUGCCUGGAAGUAAUAUGAGUAAUGCUAUUAACCAAAAUGGCACAGGUCUAGAGCAGCAAGUUGCUGGUCUGGACUUGAAUGACGGUAACGCCGAUAGUGGCACAUCCGUUAAUAAAAAUUCUUCUUCAUCCACAACAGCACGUUACAUACCUCCUCAUUUAAGAGGGGGGAAUAACAACGUUAUUAUCAAUUCCAGUACUUUUGAACUCAAUAAAAAUCGUGAUCGAGAUUUUGACAAAGAUCGGGAUUACAAAAACGACAGAGAUUUUCGUAACGAUAGAGAGGCGAGAAAUAAUAGUGAUUAUCAACGGGGUGGGAAUCGGAAAUUUAAUAAUCGCGAUCGUUUAGAUCGCGGCUCUGAUUUUGGAAAUUUUUCUAGGAGAAGAGACGAUAACUAUCAAAAUGGUGAUAAUUAUGAAGGCAGAAGGGGAGGUGAUUGGAAUCGUAGUGAUAUUAAUAACAGUCGCUCUCAAGGUAAUAGAGGAGGAUCGGAAAGACGAGACGAUUACCGUGGAAGAAAUGAUGAAUAUGUACAACCCCGUAAUGAUCGCUGGAUUGAACCAGCAAAUGACAAACGUUCCGAGUCCAGUGCUGGACUGGGUGGAAAAUGGAAAGAACGUACUGAAGUGGAUUAUACUACUUUGGGUCCAAGAGACGAACGUCUUGAACAAGAAUUAUUUGGUACAGCCAAUACUGGUAUCAAUUUUAACAAAUACGAAGAUAUUCCCGUGGAAGCGACGGGUGUACAAGUACCCUCACAUAUUACAUCGUUUGAAGACGUCAAGCUGACAGAAAUAAUACGAAACAAUAUAAAUUUGGCUAGAUAUGAUAAACCGACACCGGUUCAAAAAUAUGCAAUACCCAUAAUAAUUAGCGGCCGUGAUUUGAUGGCUUGUGCACAAACGGGCUCUGGAAAAACAGCAGCAUUUCUUGUACCAAUUUUAAAUCAAAUGUACGAGCAUGGAAUUCCAAAUCCGCCAAAUAAUAGCAGACCCUAUCAUAGAAAAAAGCAAUAUCCUCUUGGUUUAGUUUUGGCACCAACUCGUGAAUUGGCUACACAGAUAUUUGAGGAAGCGAAAAAAUUUUCUUACAGAUCAAGAAUGAAGCCGGCCGUGUUAUAUGGAGGUAACAAUACUGGCGAGCAGAUGAGAGAGCUUGAUCGGGGAUGUCACUUAAUAGUUGCCACGCCUGGUCGUUUGGAGGAUAUGAUAACACGUGGAAAAGUUUGUUUGGAAAAUAUAAGAUUUUUGGUUUUGGAUGAAGCUGACAGAAUGCUUGAUAUGGGUUUUGAGCCACAAAUUCGACGCGUCGUCGAACAGUGUAAUAUGCCUCCAACUGGAGAGCGACAAACUUUGAUGUUUUCAGCUACAUUUCCGAAAGCUAUACAAGAACUUGCUGGCGAUUUUCUUCACAAUUAUAUAUUUUUGGCCGUUGGACGUGUAGGCUCAACAUCUGAGAAUAUUACCCAAACUAUAUUAUGGGUAAACGAACAUGAUAAGCGAUCCUAUUUAUUAGAUCUCUUAUCUUCUCUAAAAGAAGGAAAUCCAGAUUAUUCAAAGGACAGCUUGACAUUAAUUUUUGUUGAAACUAAGAAGGGAGCUGACGCUCUUGAAGAAUUUUUAUAUCAGUGCAAUCAUCCUGUUACAUCAAUUCACGGUGACCGCACACAAAAAGAACGUGAAGAAGCAUUGAGAUGCUUUCGAUCAGGUGAAUGUCCCAUUUUGGUGGCAACAGCAGUUGCUGCUCGAGGCCUAGACAUACCACAUGUUAAACAUGUUAUUAACUUCGAUUUGCCUUCUGAUGUUGAAGAAUAUGUUCAUCGUAUAGGGCGAACUGGUCGAAUGGGAAAUCUUGGAGUUGCAACAAGUUUCUUUAAUGAAAAGAAUCGAAAUAUUUGUGCAGAUUUAAUGGAAUUACUAAUUGAAACAAAGCAGGAAAUACCAAAUUUCCUAGAGGAAAUUAUGGCAUCAGAGCGUUCUCAUGGUGGUGGAAAGAGGUCAAGUAAUCGUGGUGCCAGUUCCCGAUAUGGUGGAAGCGGUUUUGGUUCACGAGAUUAUCGUCAACAGUCCUCCGGUGGAGGUAAUCGCUCUGGUAAUAAUCGACCAAGUGGAAACAGUUCUAAUAUGAGAAGCAACGGCAAUCCAAGUUACGGGGGCAGCGGUGGAGGUUACUAUGGGAAUGGUGGAGGAUCGGGCAAUUAUGGAGGAAGUUACAACAACUCUUACAGUAAUAAUUCAUCUGGACCAGAUUGGUGGGAUAAUUAAGAAAGAAGAGAAAUUAUACAAAUUUAAUGUGACAUGGAAGACUUAAUAUCUGAUAUUUUCACUUAGUUUUUCCAUCUCAGAUCUUUAUAUAAAUAUACAAAAAAAAACGAACAUAAUACAAAAAAAAUGAAAAAAAAAAAGAAAAUGGAAAAGUACUUUUCAAAGAAAAAACAAAGAAUGAUGAGAAAAAAUAUCAAAUUUUUAAAAAUCUGCAUUAACAAAGAAAUUUUGUUUGUUAAUCGACAUUAGCACUAUAAAAGAAUUUGAAUAAACUAAUAAAAAGAAAAUCAAAACAAUUGUUUCCGAAAUUCUAUUCACUUAUUGUAGCCUAUACUCUUGAUACAAAGAGAAGAUUUUAUCAAAUGAAAAAUAUUAAAAAUUGUUUCUCCUUUUUUUUUUUUUGUUACUUUAAUGCAGUAUAAUAUUUAUUAUUUCCUUUAAUUUUUAAUUAUUAAAUAAAAUAGAUAGAAACAA
Messenger RNA from Condylostylus longicornis, 3050 nucleotides. It is a transcript of the gene bel, whose product is annotated as ATP-dependent RNA helicase bel. Gene Ontology annotation, molecular function: ATP binding; RNA binding; RNA helicase activity. The coding region runs from base 327 to 2576 and encodes 749 amino acids. NCBI's taxonomy places the organism in Eukaryota, Metazoa, Arthropoda, Insecta, Diptera, Dolichopodidae. The transcript has 6 exons. The record is from RefSeq and is a predicted model, not a curated record. Gene Ontology annotation, cellular component: nucleus; P granule. Gene Ontology annotation, biological process: cell differentiation; gamete generation.